AUAAAUAGUAGUCGCUUUCUGUCAGUCCCGUUAGAAGUGUGCAAAGAAAUUCGCGAGUAAAGCAACAACAUAGCCGCGACUAAAAAGUCAGAAAAUAUCUAAACUAGAAAGAACUAUGGCAGGAGUCUGCAAUAUUCUGUGUCUGGUUGCAAUCGCGGUUACUGUUGUAACCGCGACCGAUUACUGCAACGUGAAAUCAUGUACAGACAAAAGUAGUCAUACCAUGUGCAAGUAUUCUUCAGCAUCACCAGCAGAAGCAUGCAACCAAUCGAAUAAUAUUGGCCUUAGUAAUGCUGACAAAAAUGCUAUAGUAGCUAAACACAAUGAACUGAGACAAAAAGUCGCAUCGGGUCAGGAAACCAGGGGACGCCCUGGUCCGCAACCUGCAGCGGUUAACAUGCCUAACUUGGUUUGGGAUGACGAAUUGGCGAUGAUUGCCCAAAAGUGGGCCAAUCAAUGCAAUUUUAGUCACGACAAAUGCAGAAAUUCAGAUAGAUUUGCGGUUGGCCAGAACAUAGCCAAGACAAUGCACUCGGGAGAAAACACAUCCAGUUUGCAAAGUAUGAUCCAAAUGUGGUACGAUGAAGUGGAUAAGUUCGAUAAAAAUGGCGUUUCUUCAUAUAAAUUUAGUCCGGAAACGGGCCACUAUACGCAAUUGGUCUGGGCUACUACGACGAAGAUCGGUUGCGGACGAAUAAUGUAUAAAUCAAAUGGCUGGAAUAACCAUUUUCUAGUUUGUAAUUAUGGUCCAAGUGGAAAUUGGAUCGGUAACAGAAUAUAUGAGAAGAAAUAACUUCUGCCGAUAUGUUACAGAUGUACCUAAAUAUAAAAGCUAUCAGCAUGAAAAUUGUAAAAAAAAUGCACCGAGGUUUUAUCUUUAGAAAUACAUAAUUGCAGCAAUUAUAAUAA
Vollenhovia emeryi is the source of this 909-nucleotide messenger RNA. Its product is annotated as venom allergen 3-like. Gene Ontology annotation, cellular component: extracellular region. Lineage: Eukaryota; Metazoa; Arthropoda; Insecta; Hymenoptera; Formicidae. The record is from RefSeq and is a predicted model, not a curated record. Bases 116 to 793 code for a protein of 225 amino acids. The transcript has 5 exons.